Molecule: messenger RNA, 1007 nt
Organism: Pocillopora damicornis (cauliflower coral)
Lineage: Eukaryota; Metazoa; Cnidaria; Anthozoa; Scleractinia; Pocilloporidae
Product: ras-related protein Rab-4B
Biological process (GO): Rab protein signal transduction
Molecular function (GO): GTP binding; GTPase activity
Source: RefSeq, a predicted model, not a curated record
CCCUAGAGAAAUAUGACAACUUCUUUCCGUUUAGCAAUGUAGAAUCCUGGGAAAUUUUCAACUUAGCGGACAUUUUGUGAUGAACAAUUCCUUCAACUCAUAAAUUUUUCGUUUUCAAGCAGCUGGAAACAUGUCAGAGAACUAUGAUUUCCUAUUUAAGUUUUUGGUGAUCGGCAGCGCCGGAACAGGAAAGUCGUGCAUUCUACAUCAAUUUAUUGAGGGGAAAUUCAAGCAAGACUCCAGCCACACUAUUGGUGUAGAAUUCGGCUCCAAGGUAGUCAAUGUUGGUGGCAAGUCUGUGAAGUUGCAAAUUUGGGACACAGCUGGACAGGAAAGAUUCAGGUCUGUGACGAGGAGUUAUUACAGAGGAGCAGCAGGAGCUCUUCUGGUUUAUGACAUUUCAAGCCGUGAAACGUACAACUCUCUGACAAACUGGUUGACAGAUGCCAGAACCCUUGCCAGUCCAAACAUUGUCAUAAUCCUCAUCGGUAACAAGAAAGAUCUGGAUAGCGACAGAGAAGUCACGUUUCUGGAAGCUAGCAGAUUUGCACAAGAGAAUGAGUUGAUGUUCCUAGAGACAAGUGCUCUUACUGGAGAGAAUGUUGAAGAGGCCUUUUUAAAGUGCUCAAGAACCAUCCUCAGUAAAAUUGAAACUGGUGAAUUGGACCCAGACAGGAUGGGUUCAGGAAUUCAGUAUGGUGAUCCAUCACUCCGAAGAUCAAUACGACCUGGGAGACAGGAAGAACGGCAGAAAUGUGCAUGCUAACCUCAAUCUCAUUCCAAUCUUACUACAGUAGUAAAGAAACCUUGUUAAGUCUGCAUAGUUAGUUGAAUACAAGACUUUUGUGGUUUAAAAAAAGUGAUGUAUGAUAGACUUGUAAUUGCAGUGGGUGCAUAAUCAUCUCCUUAAAAGCUUGAUAAAUAAUCCUGCAUGGUGAAUACAACACAUAAACCUACAAGAUAUUAUUGAAUACUCCCUUGCUCUUAAGUAAAGAUAGAUUACUGAU